ACGACGCCGGGUAUCCUAUGUAAAAACGUACCCAUCCCAGAGUUGUCAUGCAACUCUGCAUGCCAAACAAGUUUCUCAUGCGGAGCCCUAUGAGAAGCAUUUUCUGUUCGUGUUUUGGAAUUUGUGAUGCUAGAAUCAGCAUGGUAGGCUAGAUCUGUAAUGCUUCGGAGCUAGCGAAACAGGAUUACACUACGAGGACAGACUUGUCAUGCCAAACAACCAAAGCUGUGUGAUUUGUCUAGCAGAUUUGCCAACUUGACUCUGGUGUGGGGACGUUUUUAAUCAGGAUACCGGGCGGAGGUUCUUCUUCGGGUGCAGCAGCAAAGUGGCCCAGAAGUGGUGCAGCUGGCACCUCCUCGUUUACUAUCCCUUUGGUGGUGGACCACAGUAUUUCAUCUACUUGCUCUAUGGAUGUGUCAGAAUCGAAAUCGACAAAGUCGAAAAAUUUGUGAUGCAUAAAAUGUAGGGCACUGCGGGCCUGUAUUGGAGAGCAGGCAAAUGAGACCGAUUGUAAGCCUGUUUAGGGGUAUGCAAUCUGCUGCCAGAGUAGCAUGAGAGGAGCAGUCUUCUUUGCCCAAACAGCAUGACAGACUCGAUCUGGGUGCUCCCGAAAUUUGUCAUGCGCCGCUUGGAAACUGAGGCUCCAACUGGUAUCGAUUUUAUGCAUCACAAGUUUUUCGAUUUUGUCAAUUUCGAUUCUGACACUUUCAUACGCUCCCCAAUGUCCUCCUCCACGAGCCUAGGAGAGCAGAACAAGGAGGACCACAGAACAGAGGUUUUGCGAUCGAAAAUCCCUUCAAAGAUCGUGUUUUCCGCCGCCGCCAAGCGCCAGGCCUUCCAACAGCAGAAAAAUAAAACCAACGG
This is a messenger RNA of Amoebophrya sp. A120, 864 nucleotides long. NCBI's taxonomy places the organism in Eukaryota, Dinophyceae, Syndiniales, Amoebophryaceae. The record is from the annotation of a GenBank genome assembly.